AUGUCUCUGAUAUCGUCUAUCCGCAACCGCUACCUGUCCUGGUCACACUCCACGCCCCUACCAGACCUGCCAGCCACAGUGCCGCCCGUGUUCCAGGACUGGCACGCCUUCAACGAGACAACCUCCAACUGGGAGCUUGUCCAGCCCGACCUGGGCCACACAUCAACGCCAAUACCGCAAGAACCAAACCUGCGGCUGCUAACAUGGAACAUCGACGCCUUCGGCGAAGAGCCCGGGGCGCGCAUGGGAGCAAUCCUCUCCAGGAUCCGCCAGAUGCAGACAGGCGACAACGACAACAACAUCAACGGGCCCGACAUAAUCUUCCUCCAGGAGGUCUCAAGACCCGCCCUGGCCCACCUCCUCCAGGACCCAUGGGCCCGAGAGGCCUGGAUAUCAAGCGACGCAGACGAGACCAGCUGGGCCGGCGGCGCGCACUUCGCCACCAUGACCCUGCUCUCCCGGCCCCGCUUCCUCCCCGGCGGCCCCGGCGGCUCCCAGCCUGAGAAGCCCUCGCCGGGGACAACCCCGGACAGCGCCUGGGGCUUCUCCCUCGGCCCCGUCUGGCGGGUGCGGUACCCGAGCCGCUUCGGGCGCGACGCCCUGUGCUGCGACCUCGUGUGGGACCGCACGGCGCGGGUCCGCCUCGUCAACGUGCACCUCGACUCGCUGCCCAUCCAGCCGAACCUGCGGCCGCGGCAGGUCGGCAUCGCGGCUGACCUAGUGCGCGCGGCUGCUGCUGCUGCCGCCACUGCUGGCGGAGGGGGAGGGGGCCGGGGUCUUGUCGCGGGCGACUGGAACCCCGUCACGGAAGGGGAUGCACACCUGGCGCGGGACAACGGGCUGGUGGACGCGUGGGAGCACCUGCGCCCGGGGGAGGACGGGUUCACGUGGGGCUUGGAUGGGAAGGGGGAGCCGUUCCCGCCGGGGCGGCUCGACAAGGUUGCUGUGCUGGGCCUCAGGGUCACGGAUAUCGAAGUCGUGCAUCCUGGGACACUACAGGCGGCGGCUCAUUCUGAAGGUGAUGCUGGGGUGCCGUGGAGUGACCACUCGGGGCUCAUUUGCAGCUUCACACAUAUCGAUGCAGCUAGCUGA
Molecule: messenger RNA, 1092 nt
Organism: Diaporthe batatas
Lineage: Eukaryota; Fungi; Ascomycota; Sordariomycetes; Diaporthales; Diaporthaceae
Exons: 1
Coding region: 1-1092 (363 amino acids)
Biological process (GO): double-strand break repair
Cellular component (GO): cytoplasm; PML body
Molecular function (GO): 5'-tyrosyl-DNA phosphodiesterase activity; single-stranded DNA binding
Source: RefSeq, a predicted model, not a curated record